AUGAAAAAUCUCCGUGGACAAUUUUUCGGAGUUCUAAUUCUGUCUUUUCGCAUUUUCGAAUUUCUUCAAGCACAGGAUCAACAAGGAUUCAUCAAUUUGGAUUGCGGAUUACAAGCCAACGAGUCUCCUUAUACCGAACCAAUAACAAAGUUAACAUUCAGAUCGGAUGUAGAUUUCAUCAAAACCGGAAAAAGCGGCAGGAUUCAAAACGUCCCCGGGAUGGAGUAUAUAAAGCCAUACACGGUUUUGAGAUACUUUCCCGAUGGAUUACGGAACUGUUAUACUCUUAGCGUCGUACAAGGCACAAACUAUCUGAUCGUAGCCAUGUUUACUUAUGGAAACUACGACAAUCUCAACACAUACCCAAAGUUCGACCUUUAUCUCGGUCCAAAUAUAUGGACCACGGUCGACUUGCAAAGAGAAGUCAACGGUACAAGGGAGGAAAUCAUUCACAUAGCGAGGUCAACUUCUUUGCAAGUUUGUCUUGUUAAGACGGGAACUACUACGCCGGUCAUAUCAGCUUUAGAGCUACGCCCGUUGAGAAAUGAUACUUAUAUACCUCAGUCUGGUUCCCUGAAGAAGCUGUUCCGCGUCUAUUUGACCGACUCUAAAGACACUAUCCGGUAA
Thlaspi arvense is the source of this 627-nucleotide messenger RNA. The record is from the annotation of a GenBank genome assembly. Lineage: Eukaryota; Viridiplantae; Streptophyta; Magnoliopsida; Brassicales; Brassicaceae.